CAAUUCAUACCGUGCAGUAUAAAGAAGGGAUUGCACGAGUUUUAAUUACAGAACAACUUCAAGAGGAGGCUGAAAUUGCUCAUCCUAUCGAAAAUAUCCGAUAUGUCUAUGAGACAAAGGACAUAUUUCUUCCUUGGCCAAAACAUUUAAUUUUAAAUUUGGAUAAGGUUCCCAUAUUCCCGGAUGUCGCAUCCACCCAUAAAUCAUCGUCAAAGGGGAAGCAGAUAGCAACCCCUCACAGAUCACCGAAUAAAGGGAAACAGAUAUCAACUCUUCCUGCUAUGUCUUCGGCUGGAUCACAAUCAAAUGUCAGGAUAGAUCAAGUGGACAAGAAUGCAACAUUCAAGCCGGAGGUCUGGGCUCAAAUACCUGUAUGUCUCCACUUUUUAGUUGAAGAAUUUAUAAGGAGGAAAGGGAAGUGGAGCGUUGUUGAAGUUCCAACUGAUCCAGACUUCAUGCCACCUCGCACACAUAUUAUCUUGUCAUCAGAGGAUGUAGAGCAGGUUGGAACCUUAAAUUUUAUUGGAUGUCAAGGCAUGAUCUUUGGAAUUAGAUGCAUUUGGGAGGAUUUAACGAAUAUGCGGGAGUAUUUCAAGUUCUUUGACCCAGAGCUACUCAAUGCCACGGACAAAGAUGGAAUUGUCCACCAAGAAGUUGUUAUCAAAUUGGCUGAAUGGUUGAAUACAAUGAAUAACAAAUCUCAGAUGUUCUUCAUACCGUGGAACUACGAACGUCAUUGGAUGCUUGAGAUUGUUUGUGCUGGGAAGAUCAUUCACUUGGACCCUUGGCUUAGACAUAAACGCCCUAAGAUGACUAUUGAUCUCACACUCCAAAGGGCAUAUGAACUGCUCGGAGGUUCCAACGAGUUACUUGGAACAUUUCCAGGAGUAACCGUUGCAGCGUGUCCAAAACAAACAUUGGGAAUUGAAUGUGGUUUUUAUGUACUUAGGUACAUUAAUGACAUUGUGAAAGCUCUAAAUUCAUUCGUUGUGAUAAGAGAAAAGUUUGGAAAGAUGGACACAUACGAUGUGGAGACGAUGUUGCUACCACUGCAACAUCAAUGGUUAUCGAAAUUGACACGAUACUUGUACUAGUUAACUUUAGACUUUUAAUUUUAGGCAAUACUUAUUUUGUGUAUUUUUUUUAUUAGUAAGGACUUAACAUAUUUUGUAAUGUAUACUUUAACUUUGUUAUAAUAUAAUUACAAUGUCUUUUGUACUUAA
This is a messenger RNA of Cannabis sativa, 1223 nucleotides long. RefSeq lists its product as uncharacterized. Gene Ontology annotation, biological process: proteolysis. The transcript has 6 exons. Gene Ontology annotation, molecular function: cysteine-type peptidase activity. Lineage: Eukaryota; Viridiplantae; Streptophyta; Magnoliopsida; Rosales; Cannabaceae. The record is from RefSeq and is a predicted model, not a curated record. The coding region runs from base 282 to 1094 and encodes 270 amino acids.